AUGUUUUCUUAUGUUCUUUCUCUAUUCUUUACAUCAUCACUUCUUUGUGAUUCUCCUGAACGAUGGCAAAUGGGACCUCAAGAUGGUGCAUCUCCUAUCCAAGAAGGUAUUGUAGAACUUCUAAGUUCUGUUGCUUUCUAUCUUGUUAUUAUCGUAUUUGGUGUUGCUUGGGCUAUUUUCUCUGCUGUUAAAAAUUUUAGUGAAAAGAAAAAUCCACUUACUUACCACUUCAGUCAUGGAACUACUAUUGAACUUGUAUGGACAAUUACUCCUGCUUUCGUUCUUAUUGCUAUUGCAUUCCCUAGUUUCAAACUUCUUUACCUAACUGAUGAAGUAUUCUCUCCUUCUAUGACUAUUAAAGCUGUUGGUCACCAAUGGUAUUGGUCAUAUGAAUAUUCUGAUUUCCUAAACGAGGAUGGUGAAUCAAUUGAAUUUGAUUCAUACAUGAUCCCUGAAUCAGAUAUUACUGAUGGUCAACUUCGACUUCUAGAUGUUGAUAACAACGUUGUUGUUCCUGUUGAUACUACUAUCCGAUUCAUCAUUACUGGACAAGAUGUUAUCCAUUCAUUCGCUGUUCCUUCUCUAGGAAUCAAAGUAGAUGCAUUUGAUGUUUCUGUAACACAAGGACCUCUUGUAUCUCUUCUUCUUAUUCUUAUUGUAUUUGUUCCUAUGCUUCUUUGUGUUGCUUUUAUGACUAUUAUCGAACGUAAAGUUAUGGGAUCUAUGCAACGACGUAUUGGACCUAAUGUUGUUGGAUACUAUGGAGUUCUACAACCUUUUGCUGAUGCUCUAAAACUUGUAGUUAAAGAACAAGUUAUUCCUGCACAAUCUAAUAAAGCCCUAUUCUACCUUGCUCCUAUGAUUUCUCUUAUCUUCAGCCUAUUUGGUUGGGCUGUUAUUCCAUUUGGACCUGGUAUGGCUAUUGCUGACCUUUCUAUUGGUAUUCUAUUCUCUCUUGCUGUUUCAUCUAUUGGUGUUUACGGUGCUCUAUUCGCUGGUUGGGCUGCUAACUCUAAAUAUGCUUUCCUUGGAUCUCUUCGUGCUACUGCUCAAAUGGUUAGUUAUGAACUUAUCUUCUCUACUUGUGUAUUUGCUGUUAUCCUUCUUGCUGGUUCUCUAAACCUUACUACAAUCGUAGAAUCUCAAACUGCUAUUUGGUUCAUUGUACCUCUAUUCCCAGUUUUCAUUCUAUAUAUUGUAUCUGCUCUAGCUGAACUGAACCGUACUCCUUUCGAUCUUCCUGAAGCUGAAUCUGAACUUGUUUGUGGAUUCAUGACAGAACACUCUGGUAUGAUCUUCGUAUUCUUCUAUCUUGCUGAAUACUCUGGUGUUGUUCUUAUGUCUACAUUCUCUUCUAUUCUAUUCCUUGGUGGAUAUGCUUUCCCUGAAAUCUUUGUAAAUGAAACUUUCAUCAAUCUACAAAGUAUUAUCCUUGCUAUCAAAGCUCUUCUAUUUAUGUUCUUCUUUGUUUGGGUUCGUGCUACAUUCGUACGACAACGAUACGAUCGACUUAUGAUCUUCUGUUGGACACAACUACUUCCUAUGACUAUUGCCCUUCUAGUUCUUGUUCCUAGUCUACUUAUUGCAUUUGAUAUCCCUGCUGUAAACUAA
Malassezia pachydermatis is the source of this 1611-nucleotide messenger RNA. Its product is annotated as NADH dehydrogenase subunit 1. The record is from RefSeq and is a predicted model, not a curated record. Gene Ontology annotation, biological process: electron transport chain; aerobic respiration. The coding region runs from base 1 to 1611 and encodes 536 amino acids. NCBI's taxonomy places the organism in Eukaryota, Fungi, Basidiomycota, Malasseziomycetes, Malasseziales, Malasseziaceae. Gene Ontology annotation, cellular component: membrane. Gene Ontology annotation, molecular function: NADH dehydrogenase activity; cytochrome-c oxidase activity; copper ion binding. The transcript has 2 exons.